Hippopotamus amphibius kiboko is the source of this 2370-nucleotide messenger RNA. It is a transcript of the gene GALM, whose product is annotated as galactose mutarotase. The coding region runs from base 244 to 1272 and encodes 342 amino acids. Gene Ontology annotation, biological process: glucose metabolic process; beta-D-galactose catabolic process via UDP-galactose, Leloir pathway. The record is from RefSeq and is a predicted model, not a curated record. NCBI's taxonomy places the organism in Eukaryota, Metazoa, Chordata, Mammalia, Artiodactyla, Hippopotamidae. Gene Ontology annotation, molecular function: carbohydrate binding; aldose 1-epimerase activity. The transcript has 7 exons.
GAGCUAGCUGGAAAUUGCCAGCCUGCUUGGAAACUUUGCCUUCCUGCCUCGCUCAGACCAAGGAAUGAUUUAGAAACCCCCCGGAGGGUAUUUUUUGCAGGAAUGGUCACUCCCUAAAUCCAGGCAAGGAAGGGGAGGAGUCUGAGCCGUGUCCCUCCCCUUCUCCAAUAAACUUCUGUCGCUCCAGGUUUGGCGGCGCGAGUUUGAAGGACCUGGAGCAGCUGCACACCCCUUGCUUUCCCCAUGGUUUCGGUGACCAGAGCCGUGUUUGGAGAUCUGCCCUUGGGGGCAGGGACGGUGGAGAAGUUCCAGCUGCAGUCAGACCAGCUGAAAGUGGACAUCAUCUCCUGGGGCUGCACCAUCACGGCCCUGGAGGUCAAAGACAGGCGGGGCAGAGCCUCAGACUUGGUGCUCGGCUUUGCAGAGUUGGAAGGGUACCUCCAGAAGCAGCCCUACUUUGGAGCCGUGGUUGGCAGGGUGGCCAACCGAAUUGCCAAAGGAACAUUCCUAUUGGACGGGAAGACGUAUACACUGGCCAUUAACAACGGGCCCAACAGCCUGCAUGGAGGACUCAGAGGGUUUGACAAGGUCCUCUGGACCCCUCGGGUGCUGCCAAAUGGCAUCGAGUUCUCGCGCGUCAGUCCAGAUGGUGAGGAAGGCUACCCUGGAGAGUUAAAAGUCUGGGUGACAUACACGCUGGAUGGUGGGGAGCUCGUGGUCAACUAUCGAGCACAAGCCAGUCAGACCACCCCAGUCAAUCUGACCAACCAUUCCUACUUCAACCUGGCAGGCCAGGGUUUCCCGAAUAUAUAUGACCAUGAAGUCAUUAUAGAAGCUGAUGCUUUUUUGCCUGUAGAUGAAACCCUGAUUCCUACAGGAGAAGUUGCACCAGUGCAGGGAACUGCAUUUGACCUGAGGAAGCCAGUGGAGCUUGGAAAACACCUGCAGGAGUUCCAUGUGAAUGGCUUUGACCACAAUUUCUGUCUGAAGGGAUCUAAAGAAAAGCGUUUUUGUGCACGGGUCCAUCAUGCUGGAAGUGGGCGAGUACUGGAAGUGUACACUACCCAGCCUGGGGUCCAGUUUUACACGGGCAAUUUCCUGGAUGGCACACUGAAGGGCAAGAAUGGCGCAGUCUAUCCCAAGCACUCUGGUUUCUGCCUCGAGACCCAGAACUGGCCUGAUGCAGUCAAUCAGCCCCACUUCCCUCCUGUGUUGCUGAAGCCUGGUGAGGAGUAUGACCACACGACUUGGUUCAAGUUUUCUGUGGCUUAAGGAAGUGAAAAGAUAUGAUCUGCUCCAGGGCCAGGCUGGGAGCCCCUCCAGCAGCCUGUCUCCUAUGUAGAGAUGAGAUGAAGAUUUAGAGGCUUUAAAAGUGAUCCUGUGAAUUAAAAUCAUACAAAUGGUAGCUGUCAUGAUAGUCAGUCUGAAUAUUGAUUUCCUUCCCAAAGACUGGCUCCAGGGCAGGUCUAAUGACCAGCUCCUGUUUUCUGUGCAGUGAAGAGGACCCAACCAUCAAUGUCACCAUCUAAGCCCUGACCCUAGCCCAGAAGUGGUACCUGGGCUCCUUGUGUUGGCUCCAUCUCUCCAUUCUGCCUCUUUCUUUUCUACUUUUCACUCUUUGAUCCUACUCACUCCUUUUCUUUUUCUUCCUUCUCUACCUCACACUGCCUUGCCCUCUGUAGCACUUUGGAGUUUUCAGAGAUCACUUAGCUCAUUCAGUCUGCUGGCAGAGACCUCUCUGCCUCGAUAAGGCAACAGAUGGAGAAGUGAGCUAGCGGAGGCUAAGAGGGGAUAAAUGACCCACCUAAAGGCACAGAGCUAGAGCUAGGAAAAAUUUUAGCCAGUACUCGAGGUCAGGUCAUGUGAAUUCAAGUCCCCUUCUUUACUUCCACUCCAGUCUUCCAGAGCAUUCCUACAGUCACUGAUGGGCGCGGGGGGGGGGGGGGGGGAGGUGGCUGACCCUUACUCUGUUAGAGCCAUUCUUUCUUCCCAGAUGCACUUUUAUAAGAAGCUUUAGUCUGCCUCUGAGACUUACAGAUGGUGACAAAGUACAAGAUCAAAAUGUCCAGAAAGAAUCUGUAAAUUUGAUUCUCUGCCUUUGGGGUUAACUGAGAAAGCCCAGGCCAGCCAAGGCAUGGGAAGGAAGCCAUUGGACACAGGAGCUGUAUUAGUGUGAAGAGAGGGGCUUGGCUGAGGAUUGCACAUUGCACCAAGAACAGAUGUUAUGUUAUGUAUAUGGGGCUGGGCUUCCCUUCUUUCCUGAAUAAUUGAAUCAUCAGUGAUGGGCUUGGGUUGGUGACUUUUAAAGAAAUGUACCUUAUACUAAUACACUAAUAAUCAGUUGAAAUAAAAUCAGAAUCUGCACCUUCA